AUGUCUGGUGAAGAACUUCAAGGCCAGGAAAUCACAAUCACUCAGACGAUGCCAAACCAGGAAAAUAUGAGACCAUGUCCUGGUGGUCCUCCUAUACUUUCCAAAAAGUCUCGGACACAGAAACGAGAUGAGGAGGAGAUGGCUAUUUUAAAAGAUAUAGCUACUUCAAUGAAUCAAAAAUCUGGGAAACAAAAGGAUGAUGAAGCAAAUGAAUGUGAAAGAUUUGGGCAAUAUGUAUCCAAAAGCCUUGAUAAAUGUGAUGGAAAAAGCAGAAGUAUUUGUAAAAAUAUGAUACAGAAUGCAAUUUUUCAAUGUGAGAUGGGUGUACCACAGUCACAAACAAGUCAACAUAUUUCUGCAAGCCCACCAAGUUCACUUCAUCUGUCAUGGUGA
Paramuricea clavata is the source of this 393-nucleotide messenger RNA. The record is from the annotation of a GenBank genome assembly. NCBI's taxonomy places the organism in Eukaryota, Metazoa, Cnidaria, Anthozoa, Malacalcyonacea, Plexauridae.